This is a messenger RNA of Balaenoptera ricei (Rice's whale), 494 nucleotides long. RefSeq names its product proteolipid protein 2-like. Bases 1 to 459 code for a protein of 152 amino acids. The transcript has a single exon. Lineage: Eukaryota; Metazoa; Chordata; Mammalia; Artiodactyla; Balaenopteridae. Gene Ontology annotation, cellular component: membrane. The record is from RefSeq and is a predicted model, not a curated record.
AUGGCGGAUUCCGAGCGCCUCUCGGACCCCGGCUGCUGGGCCACCUGCUCCAACUUCUCACGCACCCGACAGGGAAUUCUCCUGUUUGCUGAAAUUAUAUUGUGCCUGGUGAUUCUGAUCUGCUUCGGUGCCUUGACAUCAGGAUACUCCUCCUUGUCAGUGACAGAGAUGAUCUUUGCUACUCUCUUCUUUGUCGUCUACAUGUGUGACCUGCACACCAAGAUACAGAUCAUCAACUGGCCUUGGAGUGAUUUCUUCCGAACCCUCGUAGCGGUCAUCCUCUACCUGAUCACCUCCAUUGUUGUGCUUGUUGAGAGAGGAAACCACUCCAAACUCGUCGCAGGGGUACUGGGCCUAAUCCCUGCAUGCCUCUUUGGCUAUGAUACCUACAUUACCUUCCCCUUGCAGCAGCAAAGACAUACAGCAGCCCCUACUGACCCUGCAGAUGGCCCAACGUAGGUGAACUCCCUUCAUUUCUCUCAGCAACCUGCAAA